AUGAUGAGUUUGACAUCCAAAGUUUUACCUUCGAUGAAGAACAGACAAAUUGGUCAUAUAGUCGCUGUGUCAGCCAUUUGUGGCAUUAUUGGUUUCCCCUUUAACAGCAUCUACUCAGCUUCAAAGUUUGCUGUGGAAGGCUAUUGCGAAUCUUUGCGUGAAGAACUUAAGGAUUUCUGCAUCAACUUGACGUUAGUAGAACCUGGUCCUGUGUUUACUCAUUUCGAUCAAAAGAGCGUCGAUAAAAUGGCGGAUAAAGAUAUCGAUUCAACAACGAAGAAACUUUUUGAAACAUUCAUGCAAAAGAACAAUGACUCUUAUCAAACAAUGGGCCAGACACCAGAAGAGGUUGCUGUGCAAAUUAGGCAGUUAAUCGAGCAUGGCAAGUCAGAGCAACUUUGUCACUACACAAAUCCCAUUUAUACGAAUGCAUUAUCACAAGUGUACAGGGAAGAAGUAUUCUCUUCGUAACACAUUCGAAAGUACAUGCGUAGACAUUCGAAAAUAUGUGCGUAUAUAGACCAUUUGUGCCAAUUUUGUUGAAUUUCCUGGCCGAGUAGUUUAAACAAUUUUCUAAAUUUAUAAAUCACACGAGGAAAGACGAUAGAGCAUUAUUGCCUAAGACAAAGAGAAUAUUCGAGGAAAUUGAGUAGGUUCUUAUCCUUUAAGUUAAAUCAUUUAAACCUUUUUCUUGAUCAGCAACAAAAAGCUUUAGUAUAUUUCCUGUUUUUUAGGGUGCUUGCACUUUUGUAGAUAAUAUUUUGAAAUUAUCAUCACUAUAUAUUCACUUAAAUUGUAUAUGAACUUGUACACAGACGUUUUUUAUCAAUUAA
Molecule: messenger RNA, 833 nt
Organism: Hydractinia symbiolongicarpus
Lineage: Eukaryota; Metazoa; Cnidaria; Hydrozoa; Anthoathecata; Hydractiniidae
Product: retinol dehydrogenase 8-like
Exons: 3
Coding region: 1-471 (156 amino acids)
Molecular function (GO): oxidoreductase activity
Source: RefSeq, a predicted model, not a curated record